UAAAGCUCUUCGCUUCCUUUGUCUGGGGUUCCACAUUGACAUCGGAUUUUCCCAAUUUCCUGCCGGUGGGUUAUUCGGGUCGCUGGAAAUGGAUCCUCCACUCGUCAAUGAAUCUUCCUUCUCCGCUGCCAAUCCUUCUGCUUACAGCUUGGCCGCGAUUUGGCCUUUCGGAGGGGAGCAGGGUGGGAGCACAUUGGGACUUCGAAUGGCUAAUUUGGGUCAGAUUCUUGGUGGCUUCCCAGAGAGCUCCACGAAUCGCGAUGGAUCAAUGGAGGAAUCCACAGUGACGGAGCAGAGUGGCGGUGGGAGGAAGAGGAAGGAUGUGAGCUCCGAGGAUGAAUCUUCCAGAAUGGUUUCCACUAGUAGUGCGAAUCAAUUGAAUAAGUCAAAGGGUAAACGGAUGAAAGUAGUGGAAUCCAGGGAUGAAAAUGGUGAUAUAAAAGCUGAAGUGGAAUCUAACUCAGGAGAUGGUAAGAAGGCGGCUGAGCAAAGCCCGAAACCUUCUGAACCACCAAAAGAUUACAUCCAUGUGAGAGCGAGAAGGGGCCAAGCUACUGAUAGCCAUAGUUUAGCAGAAAGAGCAAGAAGAGAGAAGAUCAGUGAGAGAAUGAAAAUGUUGCAGGACUUAGUUCCAGGUUGUAACAAGGUCAUUGGAAAAGCACUUGUCCUUGAUGAGAUAAUAAAUUAUAUCCAAUCAUUGCAACGUCAGGUCGAGUUCCUCUCCAUGAAGCUUGAAACUGUGAAUUCCAGGAUGAACAUAAGCCCUGGCAUAGAGGUUUUUACCGCAAAAAAUAUUGUUAAUCAACCAUAUGAUGCAGCAGCUGGAAUAUUAUAUGGUUCACAAACAGCAAGAGAAUAUAGCCAAGGUGCACAACCUGAAUGGUUGCAUAUGCAGAUCGGUGGAAGUUUUGAAAGAACAUCUUAGAACUUAAUAGGCAUCUUCUUAUAACCAAAGGUCAAAAUUAUUUUGGCUUCCUCAUUUAGUUCACAGUAGGUCUAUUAUAUAUGUUUGAUCAUUUGGUAUCAAAUACUUGUAUUCUCUGCAGAAACUGAACCUACUUCCAAAUUUGUAUCUUACUGAGUAGUAAUUUGAACUCAUCAUUCUAAGCUUCCUUUACUUCUUCAAAUUCAGAGUUCC
Molecule: messenger RNA, 1138 nt
Organism: Cucurbita pepo subsp. pepo (vegetable marrow)
Lineage: Eukaryota; Viridiplantae; Streptophyta; Magnoliopsida; Cucurbitales; Cucurbitaceae
Product: transcription factor bHLH79
Biological process (GO): regulation of DNA-templated transcription
Cellular component (GO): nucleus
Molecular function (GO): protein dimerization activity; DNA-binding transcription factor activity
Source: RefSeq, a predicted model, not a curated record